Messenger RNA from Hyposmocoma kahamanoa, 1076 nucleotides. RefSeq names its product phospholipase A1-like. The record is from RefSeq and is a predicted model, not a curated record. NCBI's taxonomy places the organism in Eukaryota, Metazoa, Arthropoda, Insecta, Lepidoptera, Cosmopterigidae. Gene Ontology annotation, molecular function: lipase activity. The transcript is spliced from 8 exons. Bases 60 to 1031 code for a protein of 323 amino acids.
GCUGCCCGUAUAUAAACCAUAAGGGUUCGUCACAUACGCACAUUUUGUGAAAAUACCUCAUGAUGGCUACAAGUUGGUAUAUUUUGUUAUUUGCAAUUCUUGGAAUAGUACUUUGCGACGAAUCUCAAGAUGUCAAAAUUCGUUACUAUUACAAGAGUAAAGACAAAUACACUGAAUUACCAUUGGAUGAGGCAGGAAAAAUAUUUUCCUUCGAUUGGUAUGAUUCUAGUAAAACUACAGUUAUAUUUGCACAUGGUUUUACAGGCCGUCCCGAUGGACUCGCGGUGGCUGAGGUGGUUAACGCUUAUCUUCGUCACGGUGAAAACAACGUGGCUUUCUUGAACUGGGAACAUUUGGCUGCUCCUGUACUCCCUACGUUGCCGGCUUCUUACGUUAAUUGGGCAGCCCCUAAUGCUAAAAAGUUGGGAGCUCGAGUCGCAGAGGCUCUCCAUAUCAUGCAGAGCGCUGGUAUGCAUUUGAAUAAUACUCAUUUGGUGGGACAUUCUCUCGGAGCUCAAAUUUUUGGUAUCGCCGGAAACAAAAUGCUGGAAAGUGGAAUUCAAUUACCGUGGAUUACUGCAUUGGACCCAGCGGCAGUAGGGUUCGAGGGUAGACCAUUGCCAAUGAAACUGCACGCGGGAUCAGCGUCGUUCGUAGCUGUAAUACAUUCGGAUCCGAGCAAGUACGGAUAUUCAAGGCCCGGAGGCACGGUCGAUUUUUGGCCUAAUUAUAAAAACGGAGCUGUAAAACAACCUGGCUGUGAAGCACGAUCGGGGCAAAUGUUUUCACCAGAAGAUCUAUGCAAUCACAAUAGAUGUUGGCAACUAUUGACUGAUGCCCUUAAAUACCCGGGAAGCUUGCUCGCGAGUUAUGCGAAAAACUAUAGAACAUGGAAAAAUUAUUCAGUAGACGAAAGAAGCCAAAACGUUUUAGAAAUUGGCAAAUAUUACAAAGAAGAUGUUACUCCAGGAAAUUAUUAUUUCACAACAAACGCUGCUUCUCCGUAUGGUCUAGGAAAAAAUGGUCUAUAGCGUUUGAUCUAAAGAAAUAGUCUAACAACAAAAGCUUUGCCAUUA